CCUUUUGUGAUUCAUGACAUGGAAACUCUUUGGCAGGCUGAGAAAAACCUAGUUUGGAAACAAUCAGUAAAUGGAAUUCCAAACAAAGAGAUUGCAGUUCAUGUCUUCCAUCGUUGCCAGUGCACAACUGUUGAAACAGUGCGAGAGCUCACUGAGUUUGCCAAGUGCAUCCCUGAAUUCUUAAAGCUAUACCUGAAUGACCAGGUGACAUUAUUAAAAUAUGGUGUACAUGAAGCCAUUUUUGCCAUGUUGGCAUCAAUAAUGAAUAAGGAUGGUCUUCUUGUGGCUAAUGGAAAUGGAUUUGUAACUCGUGAAUUCCUGAGGAGUCUACGCAAACCGUUUAGUGAAAUUAUGGAACCCAAGUUUGAGUUUGCAGUGAAAUUCAAUGCUUUGGAACUGGAUGAUAGUGAUUUGGCUCUUUUUGUGGCUGCCAUUAUUUUAUGUGGAGGUAAGGAACUAAACUUUUAUCAAUGGAAACACUAACUCUUUUUACUACAGAGAAUCAUGGGAUAGUAUGGUGCAGAAAGAGCAAUACAGAUAUUGCCACAACCCCACACUUAC
This is a messenger RNA of Chiloscyllium plagiosum (whitespotted bambooshark), 561 nucleotides long. The record is from RefSeq and is a predicted model, not a curated record. Lineage: Eukaryota; Metazoa; Chordata; Chondrichthyes; Orectolobiformes; Hemiscylliidae.